AGCAGCCACUAGGGGAGUUGUCUCCUGCCAGGUAAUCCUAUUGGGCUGCUUUUUAAAAGAGCAAACACGCGUCUUCUUCUCUCCUUCACUGAACCCCCGCCUCCUCCCGUGAUACAGAAAUAGCAAAGGUUUGGCAGAAAGACCACUUCUAGUUGUGAGAGUGAGGACACAUCAGCACAUUUUAUCUGUCAUAGUUUCAGCCGCUUCCAAGGAAAGAGAGACCGCGGUAUUGGUUGGCAUUGGCAAGAGGAGAGCGUUAUCUAACAGCUCAGCAUCUGUAACGUCCAGGAAAAAAGUGGUAGUCUGCCUGGGUUGACACCAAGCCUGAACUUGUAAAUACCUAAGUUCAGAGACAUCCCUGGACAAUAUUUACAACACUGAACAUACCAAAGGCUUGUGAACUACAUCUGCCACCAAGUUAGCUUGACAAGUCCAAACGUUACACCUUUUAGGGAAUGGCAUUGGACUUCGCUGCGGGCUGCAUAGGAGGUGCUGCUGGUGUUUUGGUCGGUCAUCCUUUUGACACUGUGAAGCUGGUGCCUGGGGGAGAGCUGUCUUUAACAGCAGCAGUGUCACUGUGUUGUAGAUGAGAGAGAGAAAUAAACAACCUCUCCAUGGAAAUGUGACUUAGUGAGACUUCAAGUUCAGAAUGUGGACAGACCGUUGUACCGUGGGACGUAUCACUGCUUCCAGUCAAUCAUACGCCAAGAGUCGAUGCUUGGUCUAUACAAAGGCAUCGGCUCUCCAAUGAUGGGCCUGACCUUCAUCAAUGCCAUCGUUUUUGGCGUUCAGGGCAACGCCAUGCGCAAACUCGGCGUUGACACGCCUCUGAACCAGUUCCUGGCUGGAGCUUCCGCUGGAGCCAUACAGUGUGUCAUCUGCUGCCCGAUGGAGCUCGCCAAGACACGUAUGCAGCUGCAGGGGACUGGGGAGAAGAAGUCCAAGAGGAAACUGUACAAGAACUCCCUGGACUGUCUGGUGAGGAUCUACAAUAAGGAGGGAAUCCGAGGCAUCAAUCGCGGGAUGGUGACCACCCUUCUGCGUGAGACGCCUGGUUUCGGUGUGUAUUUUCUCACUUAUGAUGUGCUGACACGGUACCUCGGCUGUGAGCCAGAAGACCCCUAUAUGAUCCCCAAGCUGUUGUUUGCUGGUGGGAUGUCGGGAAUCGCUUCCUGGAUCUCCACCUAUCCUGUGGAUGUGAUCAAGUCGCGUUUACAAGCAGACGGGGUCGGGGGAGUCAACAAGUACAGCGGCAUCAUGGACUGUGUCAGGCAAAGCUUAAAGAAGGAAGGGUGGCGGGUGUUCUCGCGUGGACUCACCUCCACGUUGCUGCGAGCAUUUCCAGUGAAUGCGACCACAUUCGCUACAGUGACUCUGUUUUUGUUGUACAUGCGAGAGGGAGAAGAGUGUAGCAUCCAGGACCCUGAGCCGCAGUCCGUCCAGCUGCAGGCGCUGCAGACACAGACGCAGCCGCUUGUGCAGCAGUGAGCGUUACUACCGUCAUCAGAUGGAAUUUGCAGCUUCAUGCAGGUCUGUGAUCUGUUAACUGGUGUCUAUUAUCAGAAAGGUGAACUGAUCCCAGGUAAGCAUGUGCCCACAAAGCUUCAGCAAAGUCACCACAUGUUGUAUUUAAAUAAUAUAUAUUUUAAGAUAAAAGCUGCACUUGUAUAUAUGGUCUAUUUUUAAAAGUCUUUGGUUUUAUCUACUUGUUUUUGAGUUUUAAUUAAUUUAGGAGGCUUGACGGUUAUGGGGGUUACUGUAUUGUGAUGUACAGUGAUUGUUACAUGUCAAUGAAACACUUUGUCUUUAAUGUUCAGGUUUUAAAGAAGCAUGUUUUGGAAUUCAUGUCUCCACAAUUAAACAUUCACAACCAGUAAUUGAUUACAAAGACAAUGCUUGCUGCAAGUAGCCACGGUGAUAUAAAUGUUGUUUAAAUAACUAAUUAAUUUGAAGAUGUUUGCCAGAGUGCAGAAUGUAGGUUAAUGUACGGGUUACAAAUACAAAGGAAACAUGUACAUUUACACACUGUUAUUUUUUUUAACCUGUUUUAGGUUACAACUGUGUAUAACAAAUGUUACAAAGGGAAGCUUCUGGAUUUGUAUGUUGCAAAUGCUGUCUAAAUUUUAAUCAUAGGGAGGUUGCGACUUUUGUUUCAGUCCUUGGUCUCCUUUAAGAUCCUUUUUGGAUCAUUUUUAAAGGUGUACAUUGUUGUUUGAAACCAAACCUUGUGAGUUUGUUUGUUUGGUAGUUUGUUCGGACAUUGGUCAGUGUCAAGAGAGCACCUUAUGGUAUGAUAUUUAAGCACUUACACAGAUAAGACAAGUUUAACAAUCAAAGUUUUCACUUAAAAUAGAUUUUAUAUUUACCACUUAUGUAAGGAUGUACUCAAUGUUACAAGUGGGAUUUAUUUUUUUAAACAAAAAUGUGAUUUUUAAACAUUCUUUGCCUAGAAUCACAAAAUAAAACUCCUUUUGUAGCAGCUAUCUAUGUACAACCUGUUAGCGCAAAUAAAACAAUAAAACAACCAGUUGUCAGUUACCCCCACAUAGGGCUGGGCGAUAAAUCGAUAACGAUAAUUAUCGUGAUAGAAUUUUCUUAAUAUAAAUAUAACAAAUGUUCGAUAAAAAUUCAAUAUAUUAAGCCUGUAAUUGCACCCCCCAACCACUGGAGAGGGAGGGUGCGCAAACGUGCCUUUAAACACUAGAUGCCACCCAACAGUAAACAGUAGGAGAAGGCAUUGAACAGCCAAUCAUGUCGCAGGGUAAGAGGCAGGCCUUAACCAAAAGCAAUCUUAAAGGGGAGUGGACUAUUCAAAACACUACCCUUCUAAACUGAUACAAAGUAAACAAUUUGAUAUAUCUUGAUGUUGAAUUUACAUGAAAUUAUGCAAAUGAUCUGAAAGAAAUACAAAUCUACAAACUAAAACUUUGCAAAAAUCUCAUCUUACACAAAAGACCUGCUUUCUGUCAGCACCGUAAAAAAUGAUGGAUUCAAGAAGUUUAUCAGAGUUCUAAAUUCCAGAUACAAGCUAACAGACUGCUUUCUUCAUCUUUCACUGAAGACCAAAAAUCUGCCAUUAAAUUUAAAUGAAAUAAUGAUUUUAUAUUUAUCGUGAUAAUUAUCUAUAUUGACUGAUGUGAACAUUUUUAUUGUGAAAACAUCUUUUUCAAUAUCGCCCAGCUCUACCCCCACAUGGAUUUUAAAAAGUAAUAUAGAAGUUACAUUCAGCUUUUAAGCUUAAAACACCUGAGGUGCUGUGUAUUUUUAUGCUACCAUUUCACACUGUUUCCUGUUUUGGAAAAACAAGGAAAUACUCUGCUAAUAACCAAAUUUGGAAUCUCAUGCAUAGAAAGGGAAUUACAAUAUUAACAACAAAGUUUGCAGGUUUCAAAUGUGGACUUUAAAACUGCAAACAAAACUUAGUGAUUGCACAAAACUUCAUGUGUAGCACAUAACUCAAGGGUCCUUGUAAUCAGUGAAGCUCUUUCUUUCAUCGUCAUGUCUGUGUCUGCAGUCAUGAACUAAUGCUGCUGUUACUUCUCUGCAGGGCUGCAGAUUUGAAACUGCCAAAGAUGUAAUAAUAUACGUCUGUGAAUGUUUUGGUGUUUUUUUAAUGUCAUACUCUAAGUAAAAGGUUUGGAAUAUCUAUAGAUUCACUGUAAAUACAUCUCUCUGUUUUACUGCUCCACCAUUGGUUUUGUCUUGUACAUGUGUCUGACUGUGUUGGUGGAGGUUACAUCUUGAAAAGAGCUACUUUUACUGUCCUACAGUGCCUCUGUUUUCUGCACUUGUUUGUGUACAUUAUCUAUCCCCAAAGCAGCAUGCACUCUAUGUAGUGUUUUGAGAGAAUGAUGAAAUAAAAGCCACUUUUUUCUCAU
Molecule: messenger RNA, 3878 nt
Organism: Notolabrus celidotus (New Zealand spotty)
Lineage: Eukaryota; Metazoa; Chordata; Actinopteri; Labriformes; Labridae
Gene: slc25a29l
Product: mitochondrial basic amino acids transporter
Exons: 5
Coding region: 715-1488 (257 amino acids)
Biological process (GO): mitochondrial L-ornithine transmembrane transport
Cellular component (GO): mitochondrion
Molecular function (GO): high-affinity L-arginine transmembrane transporter activity
Source: RefSeq, a predicted model, not a curated record